Messenger RNA from Monodelphis domestica (gray short-tailed opossum), 7011 nucleotides. Lineage: Eukaryota; Metazoa; Chordata; Mammalia; Didelphimorphia; Didelphidae. The record is from RefSeq and is a predicted model, not a curated record.
AAUACUGUGUAUUGAUUCCAAGGGAGAAGAACAGUAAGGGCUAGGCAACAGGGAUUAAGUGACUUGCCCAGGGUCACACAACUAGGAAGUAUCUGAGGCCAAGUUUCAACCCAGGAUCUCCCACAUCUAGGCCUGGCUCUCAAUCCACUGAGCCACCUAGGAAUAUAAAUUCUUGAAAAGGCAAUGUAAUAGUUAUUUUGAUUCUAAAAUUUACUUCUGUUUAUUUUAACUUAUUGGUAUUCAUAUUGGGUUUAGAUUAUGGCAUUCUUAUAAAUCUGCUUAAACUUUGAAACAAAAGGUACUCCUGAAAAAUGAUGGGGAAACAUGUUGGAGAUGAUGCAAGCAAGGAGAAAUGACUCCAGGAAACAUUAGUAUCAGACAAAAAUUCCUCAGGGUACAACUGUUUGAGAUACUGAUUUGGUUAUGCAUCUAAUGGGAUUUUUAUAAUUAUGACUAUUGUGUUUUACUGUUUGUAGAAUUAUACUUGGAAUGCUAUUAAUAAUUAAGGUUUUCAUCAUUACAGACUUAGAAAAAGAUCAAGUGGAAAUCACUCAGUACAUGAUUCUCCCCAUAGAAUUUCAAGGAUAUCAAAUCUCCUUUUUGUUUUCUAUUGAAUUUUUUUAAUACAACCACCUCACUCUUCAAUUCCUUCCCCUUCGUCUUGGUGUAAGCACAGGGCUGGGCAUGCAUGAUGAUGUUUGGGAUUAUGAAGCUGGCCAACAUAGAGCCUUGAAGGGUUCACAGUAAAGGACACAUUAGCAGGCAACAAGUUUCAGGGAGUGAGCUAAUUCUUAGAUAACCUAGCUGAGGAAUACCUUGUGCUAAGAAAAAGCUGGAGAACAGAAUUAGAGACCUCAGCCAGAGACAGAGUGGCCAGCAAGGAAGGCAUGUGGUGCACUGAUUCAUGAGUUACCCUCACAUAGUCAUGCCCCCUUAAAGAAGUCUCAAAGAGGAAAGCAAAUCAAGAAUGCUUUGCUUAUGUCCAUGUUAGGGACAUUUGAUUAAUCCAAGUGUAAUAACUUUUGGGGAAGUUCAAGUCCAAAUACCUGAAUAGACUCCCCAAGAACUUCUGGGGUUGGUGCUCACCUGUAGACCGGUAAAGGGUUGUUUUGGUUUGAGAGCAACUCUGACAGUUGCUUUUUAAUAUUUUAAAUUUUAACCUUUUUAGGUUUUUUUUUAGCAAUGAGUAAGCCUCAGUUUCCUCAUUUAUAAAACAGAUUUAAUAAUAGCCUUCAUCUCUUAGGGUUGUUGUGAAGAUCAAAGGAGAUAUUUGUAAAAGUGCUCAUAUACUGCCUGGUGCUCAGAAUGAUGACUCUUAACUCUAGCUCUAGCACUCUAUCCAUAGCACUAGAAAUGCCCAAUUAAAUACCAAAUUGCAAAUCUUGAAAAAUCAAAAGAGAGAUUAAUAAAACUGAAAAGAAAACCAUUGAGUUAAAUAAAACUAGGAGCUGAUUUUAUGGAGGAAAAAACCCACAAUAAAAUAGUCGGGUCAUUGGUUAAUUUAAUUUUUAAAAUAAAAGGGAACCCAAAUUAGUAGUAUCAAAAAAUGAAAAGGGUAAAUUCAUCAUUAAAGAAGAGGAAAUUAAAGCAAUUAAUGGGAGUUAUUUGCCCAGUUAUAUGCCAAUAAAUCUGAUAAUCUAAGUGAAAUACAUAUUUAUAAAAAUGCAAUUUGCCCAGAUUUACUGAAGAGGAAAUGAAAUACUCAAAUAAUCCUAUUUUAGGAAAAAGAAUUCAAAAAAGCAUAAAUGAGCUUCCUUAGAAAAAAUCUCCAGACCUUGACGAAUGAAUCCUACCAAACAUUCAAAGAACAAUUCAUUCCAAUACUAUAUUAUACAAACUAUUUGGGGGAACAAAGGAGUUCUACUAAGUUCUUUUUCCAACACAAGUAUGGUGCUAUACCUAAACCAGGAAGCACCAAAACAGAGAAAGAAAACUGUAGACCAUUUCCCUACUUAACAUCCGAUGCAAACAUUUUAAAUAAAAAUACUCGCAAGAGAUUACAGUAAUAUAUAACAAAUAUCGUAUAGCAUGACCAAAUGGGAUUUAUACCAGGAAUGCAGGGCUGAUUCCAUAGUAGAAAAACUCUCAAGAUAAUUGACUAUAUCAGUAAUAAAACUAACAAAAAUCAUGAUUAUCUCAAAAGAUGCAGAAAAAGCUUUUGCCAAAAGGCACUUAUUCCUAUUAAAAACCAUGCAAUGCACGAGAAAAAAUGGUGGCCCAGAGGCUCCUGGUCAAGCUGUGUGUGAGGGUUGGGGUGAGGGGAGUAGCACCCCCGCUUUAGCAGGUGGGUCUCGGGAAGCUCAGGAGCUGCAAGGCGGGGCAGGUUUAAAGGAAUGGUUUGGGAGAACGGAAACUGGUCCGCUAGCUUCGCCCUAGUUUACUCUCGCCUCAGCUAGGGUUCCAGCAGAGCCCAGGGAGCCUACGUCGGCCGCGGUGGAUGCUGGGAAGGCUCUCGGCACCGCCCCGCCCCCAGGGGCCGCAGCACCGACUAGGCAGGAGCCUCAUCCAGGUCCUUCCGGCCCUUGCCCCCGGGCGCUGCUCCCUCCUCCAUUCUUUGCAUUCUCUCCUUCACUUGAGGACCUGAGGACUUCCUCCAGGAAGCUUCCCCUGCUGUGGAGAAGGGAAAAGAUCCGGGCUAGGGAACCAGGAGAGAACUACAGGAAUAGGCGCUCCCUAGAGCCGAAGCCACACCUCACCUAUCCCUGCCCUUUCGGUGCCUUUACCCCACACAUGCGCAGAAGUCUCCUCGGGUCUCGAGACUACGAUUCCCACAAGGUCCUGCGGACAAGGUCAUUACCGCUUCCUUCUUCGAGUUCCAUGAUGGAGGAAUGUCUUUGGGGAAAACUUCCGUUUCCGCUCCCUCUUUGUUCCUGGAUCCAACUGAUUGUUUGCUCCUCCCGCAAUGCCUUCUGACAACUCUGCUCUUCCACGAGAGGGGAGCAUGGAGGAGGAGGGAAUGGCUGCUGUAUUUCUGACAAGCUGGCUCCACCAGGUUAGAAGAGCCCAAGAGACCAGAGCGCUGCACUUAAAGGAGUCAGUGACAUUCAAGGAUGUGACUGUGGAUUUCACCCAAGAGGAGUGGAAGCACUUGGACCCUUCUCAGAAGGAACUCUAUAGGGAUGUGAUGCUGGAGAACUACAGGAAUCUUGUUUUUCUAGGGUAUCCUGUUUCCAAACCAGAUGUGAUCUCCCAGUUGGAACAAAGGAAAACACCAUGGAUGCUGGAGAGAGAAGACUCCAGAAAUCCCUGUAUGGAUUGGGAAACUAAACUUGAAGCAAAGAAAUCAGUUCUACAGUUGGACAUUGAUAUGAAUAAAUCAUCCCUGGAAAAAUACCCAAGAAAUAGUUAUCAGAAUUCCACACUGAAAGAAGACUGGAAUUUUGAUGUUAAGAAACUUUCUCAAUUUGAAUUUGGAGAGUCAUCCCACUAUAAUUCAAACCUUCUUCAAAAUCAUAUAACAAAUAUUGUAGAGAGAACUUAUGGAUAUGAUGAAUUUAGGAAAGCCUUCAUCUACAGGCAACAUCUUACUGAGUAUCAGGGAAUUCAUACAGCUGGGAAACUUCAUCAAUGUAAAGAAUGUGGGAAAUCUUUUAGCUGCAGUUCAUCUCUUAACUAUCAUCACAAAAUUCAUACUGGAGAAAAACCUUAUGAAUGUGAAGAAUGUGGAAAGGCCUUUAUUCUCCGAGCACAACUUACAUCACACAAGAGAAUUCAUUCAGGAGAGAAACCAUAUAAAUGUACUGAAUGUGGAAAGACGUUUAGGUCCAACUCAUCUCUUACCUACCACCAGAAAAUCCAUACAGGAGAAAAACCUUAUAAAUGUAAUGAAUGUGGAAAGGCUUUCAGGUCAAAAACACAGCUCAGCUCCCAUCAGAGAAUUCAUACUGGAGAGAAACCUUAUGAGUGUAAUGAAUGUGGUAAAACCUUUGCCCAGAGUACACCACUUACUACCCACAGGAGAAUUCAUACUGGAGAGAAACCGUAUGAAUGUAACGAAUGUGGCAAAGCUUUUAGAUAUACCUCCUCCUUUAUUUACCACCAGAAAAUACAUACUGGAGAGAAAUAAUUUAAUUGAAUGUGGAGAGGCCUGUCUUUGGGUAGAAACAUGCCUUAAUUGCUAUCAGAAAGUUCAUCUUGGGAAGGAACCUUGUGAAUAUAAUCAGUGUUAGAAAGCCUUUGUCUGGAGAACAUGUAUGCUGGCAAAAUAUUCAUCCUAAGAAGAUUUCUGAAUGUGGAACAGCAUUCAUUUAAAGCUUACCCACUACUUGAUAGAAGAAAAUUCAUCCAACUGUUUAGCAACAAAUGCUUUCUAACAGGAUGUUUUUUAUGAUAACUCAGCAGCCACAACAAAGCCCAUGCACAAAACUGAUGUAUUUGAAGCCAAAUUUACAGGGCCAAAAUUUUUGGCUCUAGAUAACUGAUUUCUUAUCUUCAUAUCACUAUAUAGAAGGGGGGGGUAGCUAAGUGGCUCAGUGGAUAGAGAGCCAGAUCUAGAGACAGGAGGACUAGUGUUCAAAUCUGACCUCAGACACAUCCCAGCUGUGUGACCGUGGGCAAGUCUCUUAAUCACUAUUGCCUAGCCCUUACUGUGCUUCUUCCUUGAACCAGUACACCAAGGCAGAAGGUAAGGGUUUAAAAAAAAAGAUACAGCUUCACAGCUGUGUGACCCUGGGCAAGUCACUUGACCCCCAUUGCCUAGCCCUUACCACUCUUCUGCCUUGGAGCCAAUACACAGUAUUGACUCCAAGACUGAAGGUGAGGGUUUAAAAAAAAAAAAGAUACAGAAACAGAAGUAAGUGCUAGUAAUUGAGAUAUAGGUCCACAGAGAAAGCAAUAGCCCAAAGGGAGAUUUCUGAUGACUUUCUUAUAUAUGGAGGAAAUCUUGCUUCCUUACGUGGAUUUAUGGCAUCCAUUCCUGCAUUCCCUACUUCUAAAGUCUAUACUGGAUGGGACUCUGGGGCCAGGCUUAUACUUGUUUUCAGAGACCUGUCUACAUAAGAGAGUUUUUGAGGGCUGCCUCAGCCUUAAACAAAGUUAAUGAAGAACAAGACUUGGGGCAUAACGAAAGCAAAGACUGCAUAUCUGUGUGUCUGUCUAUAUAGAGACGUGUCUGUGUGUGUGUGUGUAUGUAUAUACAUAGAUAUGUAGAUACUGAUAUAAAAAUAAUAUAGAUAUAGAUCUGAAGAAUUUAGCAAAUAUACAAGGAUUUCCAUGAAGUGAAGGAAGAGAAAAGGAUAGUACAUUUACUAAAUAGUAUAAAUGAAGGCAGUUUCAGAAUAUGUAAUGAAUGGUUAUUUAAAAAACACACAUGAGUGUUUUCCUACCUGAAAUCUUACACCCAGGAAAGGAUAGGGGCAUACAAGGCUUUGAUUAAGUGAACUAGAAGAGAAAACAGAAUCAAUGCAUCCAAUAUUAAGGGUAACUCAGUUGCAGGGGAAAUCCUCGUGUAUCAUAUCUCUAAUGAAAGUCUGAUACCUAAAUAAGUAGAAAUUGAUACAAAUAUAUGACAGAUCCAUUCCUUCAAAGAUAAGUGGUCAAAGACUUUGGAAAAACUGUUCUGAGAAGAACUACAAGCUACUAUAAAGCAUAUGAAAAAUUGUUCCAUAAACUAAUAAUAAGAACUACAAGUCAAAAACAAACCUGCAGUUUCACCUAAACUCAGCAAAUGGGCAAAGAUGACAAAAGAUGGAAAUAGUCAAUUGUUGGGGGACCAGAAAGACAUGCAUGAUAAUGGAAGUUAUGAUUCCACCAACCAAACUCUGAAAAGCCUUUGAAUUAUGUGAAAAAGUGACUUAAAUGUUCAUACCCUUUUACUAAGAGAUGUUACUUUUAGACUUAUGCUAAGAAAGUUAAGGAUGAAAAGAAUCAAUAUAUGCCAUAUUAAGAGCACCACUCUGGGUAGCAAAAAAAGUACAUGCCCAUUGACUGAGGUUGGCUAAGUGAUUGUGGUACCAAAAUGUAAUUAUUGCCUUGUAAAAAUGAUUAUUAUAUAUAAAUACAAAGAAACAUGGGGAUAUUUGUCUGAACAAAUGAAGAAUGUUGUUAGUAGAACCAAGGAAAAGAUACAACUAUAACCAUAUAAAUAAGCAAAACAAUUGAGUACUUUGUAUAAUUAUAAUAACCAGCCUUUGCCCUUGAGGAAGAGCUCGUGAGGAAAUAAAUAUUCCUCCUUUCAUUUAAACAGAUAAUGAGUUUGUAAUGUUGAAUAUGCUAUUAGAUGUAGUCAGUGUGUUUUGUGGUUUUGUUUAAUUUUCUUUUAGAAGGGUAGAGGGGGACAAAGCAUUGUCAAGAACUGCUAAUAUUAAAAACAAUGGGCACCAAUAUAACUUUUUUGAAAUGUAAUUCACUGAUACCAGUAUUGUAAGGAAUUAAAUUAAGGGUUUGACUAAAUAUGUGAGAAUUCUAAAAUAAUAUGGUGGUCACCGAUUUAAAAUAUUAUAGCUCAAAUCAAAAUGACUUUUAAUAGCUUUUAUUUACAAAGAGGUGGAAAGAGUAAAAGAGAAAUGCAAAAAGAAGGUAGAAAAUGUCUAGCCUCCAAGAAGGGAAGGCCUCUCCAGAACUAAUCUCUCUUCAGAAGCCAGCUACUCACCCAAGAGCCAAGGUCCCAAGUCACCUCCAGGAGGCAGGUCACCAACCUAAGCUCCAGUACAAGAUCCUCAAAGCUGAAGAUUAAAGCCUAAGACAACUUCAGCCAAAGACAUUUGGGACUUUUUAUAGUCCCUUCCUUUCCCUUCCCCUCUUCACAGGAGUCAAUCACAGCUUCCAAAUUGCCUAGCACUGACUAGGGGGGCAGUGUCUGUGGUAUCUACACCUCAUUCUUUGAAGGUGUCAACUCUUAUCAAAGGAUUCACAAGUUUCCAAUUGAUUGGGUUAAAAGGGUAGAACUCUCCAGUAAGUGACUUGUGAAUUCUCUUACUUGAUAAUAAAGUGUUAAGUAGGGAUUAAGUAAAUGUUAAGGAGUUUCUUAGAUUGAUUGAAAAUAAAGAGAAUAAAGAAUUCCCUUUCACAAUC